Manihot esculenta (cassava) is the source of this 3294-nucleotide messenger RNA. Its product is annotated as disease resistance protein RUN1. The record is from RefSeq and is a predicted model, not a curated record. The transcript has 5 exons. Gene Ontology annotation, biological process: defense response. Lineage: Eukaryota; Viridiplantae; Streptophyta; Magnoliopsida; Malpighiales; Euphorbiaceae. Gene Ontology annotation, molecular function: ADP binding; protein binding. Bases 19 to 3108 code for a protein of 1029 amino acids.
CAAAUACGACAUUUCCUUAUGGGAAAAGAGACGACCAUAAAGAAAGGAGUUGACCAAGCGGAAAAAGAAGAAAGGAGGAGGAGAAGAACAGAGAAAGAAACGAGGGGGUGGAGCACAAACCGGUAUAAUCAAAAGAUUAUUGAAGAAAUCACUAAAGCUGGUAUAGGAAAAAUGAGACAAGCAAGUUCAUCAUCAAGUUCAGCAAAAAAUUUUGUUGGGAUGAGUUCACGUUUGGUGGAAAUGAGUAUGCAUUUAGAUAUGGCGAAAUCUGGUGAUGUUCUCUUUGUAGGGAUUUGUGGAAUGGCAGGUAUUGGUAAAACAACUAUUGCUAGACUUGUCUAUGAGCAACUAUCCUCUCAAUUUGAAGGUAGCAGCUUUCUUGCAAAUGUUAGAGAAGUUGGGGAGAAGUAUGGUUUGGUUCCUUUACAAAAACAGCUGCUUACUGAAAUUUUAAUUGAUAGGGACAUAUCUAUUUGGGAUGCUCAUAGUGGAGCUGAUGAGGUCAGAAGUGGGCUACAUGGGAAAAAAGUUCUAGUAGUUCUGGAUGAUGUCUGCCACUUGGACCAGUUAAAAUUAUUAGCUGGUAUGCAUGAUUGGUUUGGGAAUGGAAGUAGGGUAAUUAUCACAAGUAGAGAUGAAAAUUUGUUGAAAUGCCAUGGAGUAGAUAAGAUAUAUAGGGUUGAGGGAUUAAAUCAUGAUGAAGCCCUUAAUCUCUUUUGUUUGAAAGCCUUUAGAUGUGAUAAUCCCGUAGAUGAUUAUGUGGAGCUGUCCAAUCAAUUUGUGAACUAUUGUAAUGGUCUUCCAUUAGCUCUUGAUGUCCUUGGUUCCUUUAUGUUCGGUAAAUCUGUAAAUGAGUGGAGAAGUGCAUUGGAUAGAUUGAAAGAAGUUCCUAAUCAACAAAUUUUGGAUAAACUUUAUAUAAGUUUUAAUGGGUUAGAGGAAAAUGAGAAGAAAAUAUUCUUAGAUAUUGCUUGUUUUUUCAAUGGAGAGGAUAAAGAUUAUGUGAUGAAAGUACUGGAAUGUUGUGGUUUCUAUCCUGAUGUUGGAAUAAGAGUUCUCAUUAACAAAUCUCUCAUAACCAUUUCAAGAGAGAGAAUAUGGAUGCAUGAUUUACUUCAAGAAAUGGGUCAAGAAAUUGUUCGCCAAGAAUCAAUUGAAGAACCUGGAAAAAGAAGUAGACUGUGGCUUUAUAAGGAUGUCUAUCAUGUUCUAUCAAAUGAUAAGGGAACAGAACAGAUAGAAGGCAUAGUUCUAGAAUGCAAAGAAGAAGAGGAGCCACUAAGUGCUAAAGCUUUCAUGAAGAUGGAAAGGCUAAGAUUGCUCAAACUUCGAAAUUUGCGCCUUUCGCAGAGCCUUCAGUAUCUCUCAAAUAAAUUAAGAUACCUUGAAUGGGAUGGAUAUCCUUUCAAAUAUUUUCCAUCAACAUUCCAGCCAGAUAAACUCAUUGAGCUCCAUAUGCGUUGUGGUAACAUGGAAAAAUUGUGGGAAGGAAUCAAACCACUCAAGAUGUUGAAGGUCAUUGAUCUAAGUUUUUCUGUUAACUUAAUGAAGACCAUAGACUUCAAGGAGGCCCCAUAUCUUGAAAAGUUGCAUCUUCAAGGUUGCACAAGACUGAUCGAGGUUCACCCGUCCAUUGGAGACCUUAAAAGGCUUGGUUUACUUAACUUGAAGGACUGCAAAAGCCUUACAAGGCUCCCUGAAAGCAUAUGCGAACUAAAGUCCCUUAAGUUUCUUAAUUUAAAUGGCUGCUCAAAACUUGAGAAAUUGCCAGAAAGGUUGAGAGAGAUGACAUGCUUGGAGAAGCUUAAUUUAGGCGGAAUUACUACCAGACAACUUGCAUCCUCUAGACUCUGGGAUUUUUUUCUACUUUCAAGGUUUUUGCCGAGGAAGGAUACAAAUCCACUGGUUGUGAUGUUGCCUUCUCUGUUACUCUUACCAUCAUUGAGAUCAUUAGAUUUAAGUUACUGCAAUCUGGUAGAAGGAGCACUUCCCAAUGAUCUGGGCUGCUUCCCAUCAUUGAGAACACUUAAUCUUAGUGGAAACGAUUUUGUUAGCAUCCCUUCAAGCAUUAGCCAACUUUCUAAUCUUGAAGAUUUCCGAUUUGCUAAUUGCAAGAGGCUUCAAUCAUUUCCAAAUCUUCCAUCAAGCAUUUUAUAUCUUAGUAUGGAUGGCUGCACUGCCGUAGAAACUUUGGCACCUAGAAAUAUCAGUAGACAAUUUGAACUUGAAAAUCUUUGCUCGGUGGCUUGCGAGAGGCUUCAGUCAAUGCCAGAUCUUUCAUCAUGUAUUUUAUAUCUAAUUGUGGAUGGAUUAACUGCGCAGGAAACCAUUCCAAAUCCAUUUGGAACACGCAUUACAAGACCUUCAUCUCUGACUUUCUUGAAUUACUUAAAAUUAAUCGAGGUUCAGUGUGAAAACAUUAUGCCAUUUGCAAGGCUGACAAGUUAUCUGCACUACUUGCUAAGGCAUAGCUCUCAGGGGCUUUUUAAUCCAAUCUCCCACAUAUCCAUAUGUUUAGUGGGAAGUGAAAUACCUGGUUGGUUCAACUACCAGUCCCCAGGAGCUUCAUUAGAAAUGCAGUUGCCUCCAUAUUGGGGGACUAACAAGUGGAUGGGAUUUGCUUUUUGCAUAGUGUUUGAAUUCCUUGGGCCUUUGUCAGAUUCUUCAACUAUCAUCUGUGAUUUGAAAGCAUGCAUUGCUCCUGAUGAAGAUCUAUUUCUAGGUCGCUCUACCGUGCAAAUCUCUAAGGAAAUGAGCAUUACAUUAGAUCAACUUUGGUUCAAUUACAUACCACGUAGCUCUUUAACUUGUCUGGAUAUGUGGGAAUCUUGUAAUCACCUUAAGGUUACAUUUUCCUCAGACCAGUUGAGGGUGAAGCAUUGUGGAUUCCGUGCAAUAUAUGGUAAGGAUGUUGAUGAGUUGGUUUUGUGUAGCAACCCUUUUGAGAUUUCGGGUCUCCCUUGUAAUCAUAAUGUUGAAAGUAAGAGAAGCAGUAGAGAGGAAUCCAAUGAAAGUGGCAACUUGACCAAUAGCUUUUCUUCCAAGAGACUAAGAAUGAUUGUGGAUUCUGAUACUGAAACUCAGGGGCAGAAAGGACUUGAAGAAUAAGAAGUGUAAGUUCUGUUCUCUUUUUCCCUCUCUCUCUCUGUUUUUGUUUUUUGGAAAUGUCAUGAUGAGCUGAACAAUUAUUGUAUUGUUACACUGAAAAGGACAGGAUCUUUUAGUCUAUUGCUUAUCUGUUUCAUGAAAACAUGGAGCAAUUUGACUUAACAUGUAUGACUUCAUUCUAGAGCA